UCCUGCUCCUGCUCCUGCUCCUGCUCCUGCGUCUGGUAUCGCUGCAUGUUCCUUUGCAGGCCACUUUUCGUUCUUUGUUGUUCACCCAGUCCUCGGUCGUAUUCAACACAGUCAUUGAUAUCGCCAACCCAGCGGCCUCACCCCGGGAUACCUGAUGUGGAAGUUUCGCUGGCACUGGAUGACAACGCAAAAGUUGACCAACUCGCCCUUGUCGACCUUGCGCCUCAUUUCCUCCAGCUGUGUCCGGGCCUCCAGGUGUCUCCAGCAUCCUCUUCGCGCGGGUGAGUGAGUGCUAAAUGCUGAUGUCGAUUGACGAAUACAACCCGGAUGACUUCGUUCACGCCGGAAUCAGGAUGGUCUUGCACUCUCAACUUCCACCGGGUGGAAUGGGGCAUGGUCGGCUUCCCGCUUUCAGUUGCCAUGAUGCUCAAGAUUGCGCAAUGUUCGACACGCGUCUGAAAUGCUUGGAACAGUUACGCCGCCCCUAAAACGGAAGAAUGGGUGGGCGAGUGGAAGGGGGUACCAUUAUAUCGUAUACUGCCCGCUCAUCCGGGCCAUUUUGGAUGUGGUCGGUACCUAUUGGUGCAAGGAUCAAUAACAAACAUCCCUACCUCCCGCACUACACCCCCACAUACCACUGCUCGGAGCGGGACGCCCCGCGCACUUGCCGCGCAGUCUUGUCCGACAGCUCUCCCCCGAAAAAUACAAUCAAUCAAUCAAUCAAGCUCUCCCCCGACCACGCAAACCAAGUAGGUCGCAAAGUGGAGAUGUUGCAAGUGAGGCUCUUGACAUAACCGUCAAGCCCCUAGCCAACAACUUGACGUCUACACAGCAUGUCAGCCUUCAUCGCCAUGUUUUCGACAAAUGAGCUCGCCGACUCCUUCCAGGCCCGAUCUUCAUUCAGCUCAACCAUAUUGGGAACUUCGGCGCUCAAAUUGUGCUACCUUACAAGCAGUGCUUACCUGUUGGCGAGAUACGCGUGUGUCUUUGGCUGCUUCACCUAUCUGUAUCAACAAAGCCAUGUAGAUUUCGACCCAGCCCGAGGGGCUAAUGCAUGGCGAGGUGAAGGCCCACUCAUUGGACACGAACAUCACAGCCUCUCCAGCUGUUCGUCCUUUGCCCAACAGCGCCUGGUCUUAAGGAAUCCGACAUGUGAUCGAUACUGACUACUGAGACCCGGGGACACAAAACACCCACAUUCUUUUCCUUCGGCACCGUCCCUCAAACGCAACACGUUCGGUGCACGUUGCCCCUACCCUCUCAAUAUCACGACAUAUCGGGUUCUGCACCCGCUCGACACACAAGAUGGGACCUCCGCGCAAACAAGAGACCUCGCAAAAGUUGAAGCGGCUCAAAGAGUUCUUCCGGUCCGGUGGGAAACGCCAACAGCCUCAAGCUCCCAGACGUCCAGACGAGGACAAGAACAUGCUAUCCCCGACACGGACCCUGUCUUUCAAUAGCUAUCUUGAAAAAGUGGAGGAGGAAAACAAGCGACGUCUCCAGGCGGCAGUAGAUAUUCGCCAAGCCAUCACCCAAAACGACUAUUACCGCGUCAUUGAGUUAUAUCAGCAACAUGCCGCUCUUCGUCCCAAAGACAAGAGAGGGCGAACUCCGCUUCAUGCGGCUGCCGAGCUGGGCCGAGACCUUAUCCUGCGCUUUCUCCUGGAUCAAAAAGGUGUGAGCCUCGAUGCCACCGACAUCCAUGGCCGCACUGCUCUACACUUCGCAUCCAUUAAUAAUCAUGCUGAUUGCGUAUCCUACCUCUUGGAGAGGGGAGCAAAUGCUCAGCUUGUUGAUGGAAACGGCCACUUGCCAUCGUUCUACGCGUCAACUGACACAAAAGCCAAGUUCGACAAUCCCCCCAUUGUCCAUAGCAGCGACCAGUAUGCCGCUGCCAAUAACUGGAGAAACAGGGCUACGUUCGACACAGGACCAACACCUCCUAACGGGGCCCGAGAGGAAGUGUGUCGUUAUUUCCAAGGCAGCCUCUGGGUACCCGACCUAUCUACCAGAUUUCGUAUACUUCCGGUUUGGGAGUUGGUGUACGAAGCCGGUCGAUAUGAAGAUCUUUGUAGGCGGUUUAGCAUUCGCCAAGAAACAACGGUGGACAAGAAGAAAUGGAUCCAUCUGCCAAUUACCAGCAGGGACCUACUUCUUGACCUUACAAAGAGGAUUUACACUGCUUCAGGGCGCGAUCUACAGUCAUAUCAGAGAGUGGAAACGCUUGUCGUCGACAUGUUUCAACAGGUUGAUGUGACAGGUCCAGAGGGGAAGGUCCACUUCAAGUUCAAGAGCUUGAAGCAUAGCGGUCAAACCGACUCCGACGAAGGGCGAUCUAAAUCCGGAAGCAUUUAUGCGAUGGCCCUUCCUGUGGUCGAUGUCGACAAGAAAGAUUACGUUUCUGUGGCGCGCGUAGCCCAAGAACAAGCGACGAAAAAAGCGAAGCCGAGGCAAGAAACAAAGUUGUAUCUUGGUGAUCGUGCAAAGAAGCACUUUGGCUAUAUGCUCAAGGCAGUGGGCUUCAUGGGCCAACCGCUGCCUCGUUGCCUCGACCAAUCCUAUCAUGACGACUUGGACAGCGAUAAACUGGAUUUUCUCAACAACGACCAGGUCAUCGUACGGUACAUCAGAUAUCUGAAGGCCAGAUGCUCGCGGGCUGCCAAAGAAAUGGGAUAUUCGGCUGGCCUUGACUCGGCGGAUCUUGGCGAAAAGGCAAGAGCUCAUGCUCAGUACGAAGACGCUGAGCCAGCGCCUCAAAAUGAACCCGACCAUCGCCAGCAACCGACGAGCAUCCGAGUAGGAUCCUUAGAAAACGACAGACCUCCAGCACAAGACAAUACGACCAGUCAUAUCUCGAGGGAACAAGGACCACAGCCAUUGGAACAGACAUCCUUCGAAGCACCGCGACCUCCACACAGCCCACGAAGGACCUACACUGGUGCUUCGACGACAUCACAGCCGCGCCAGUUUUCGCUUCAACGCUCAGACACCGAUAAAAGCAUGUCUCCAGAGGAUGCGAUGAGGCUUUUCGAGUCUCUGCACGUUGAAGCGAGUGACCAGAAGAAGCUACCACAAUCUGAGAAGCCAUCCAUGUUAUCCGGAUUGGGCCCUUCUAACGUAACCCACCAAUCUCCCGGCCAAACUGAACAUCGGGCAGGCCCAGCCACGCCAAAGCCUGCAACGCCUGGCACCCCCGGUGCUUUUGUGAAGGGACCUGCGGACAUUGGGGAUCAGGGAAACGCGAACAGCGGUGGCCCGGGAUAUGUGUUUGCGUCUGAACCAAUAUCUUUAAAAGAGUCAGAUGACUUUUUGACUGUCCCGUAUUUCUGGCUCUUCAAACUCGACGCAGACACAAUAGUAACUCUCUACCCGGAGAGGUGGGACAUGGGGAACGAACAACAACUGCAGCGUCAUAUUCUGGACAGUGUCAGUGAUGACCGGCACAUUCACAGCAAAACUCAUGACAACAACGGCGAGGACCUGGACAUAGAUCUUGUAACCAAGGCUAUUCUGAAAGCGUGCAUGUCUUUCGAGGCAAAGGCGCUUGUCCCGUCCAUCAAUCCGGAUGCCAUCUUCGAUGAGGAUGACGAAUGUAACGGUGGAGAGCUCAGAAGGGUGAUGCUUCCGUAUACAGAAGCCUUUUCGGCCUCAAUCGCUCAGCUUUACUUCCAAGUCACACAACGCUUUGAUAGGUUGAAAAGGGGAAUGGGCUCGAUUAGCAAAGACCCAAACAAGUUCUACCAAGACACACAGAACGAAACGGCCAUCCUCAUCGACAUCGAUGAUACCAUUGGCGAGAUCGGGAUGAUUAAACGAAUCUUGUCAAAUCAGAUCAAGAUCUUUGAUCGAUUCCAAAAUGAGGUUCGAGGCAAGAACCCUAACAAGGUUGCCAAAGUACACGAGGGAGAGAUCUUGGCACGGUUUGAUAUACUCGAGGAUGAAGCGAAUCGUGUCCGGUCCAUGGUUACUACCUUGCUGAACUUGCGUCAACGAGAAGCAACUCUCGAGGACGCUCUGUCCAUGGGUGAGCAAUCGACCAUGCUCUUCGUUUUCACUGCAGUGACUGUCCUAUUUGCCCCUCUAUCAUUUGUUGUUGGACUGUUGGCCCUGAAUGUAGACGGGCUUCCGGAUAGAUGGAGUCGGCCACCACUCGCCGAAGUUUUCGGCCUCUCUACCUUGGCAACUGGUGGUCUUUGCGUGAUCUUGUGGUCCAUCUUCAACCGGUACUACCGGCGUGCUCAUGGUCUCGACAACGACCUUGACUUCGAUCCGAGUCCAUCGGCUGAGAAUGGAUACCAAAUGAAGAGCUCGGCAUGGUGGAGAAGGACGUGGCCGACUAUAUUUGAAGGACGGAGCCGUAGAAAACCGACAGUACGAGGAACCCCGGCUGUUUUCCAUCAAGGACCAGGAGAACAAGGCCCGAACCGAGACGCCAUUUUACAUAGUCCUACUCGACAAGACAAUGCAGGUGCAGAUUCCAAUUUGCAACUUGUCGGAAGCUUAAGGGGUGGUACAAGAAGAAGAAGAGGUAUGAGCGGGGAGAUGAGUAUAGGGACGAGUCUUUCUUCACUGUCCAUGGCAUCGUCGAGUCGUGUAUGGUCAUGGAAUGGGAGAACAAAACCGGAUGGGCUGGCGUUGGGAGACAUCGAGUUUGGUGUCCUUCAUGUGUAAGUGGCACUGGCCUAGUACGCGUUGAGCAGCUUGAGCUGGCUCUAGAUACCUCAGAGUACAGGAACAAAAAGGCAGGGGACGAGCUUCUCAAGACCAUGAAGAUUUCCAGACGAUCCAUCUGCGCCAGUAUCAGCUCCCCCUUACUUCCUUCCUCGGCUUCCAUAUCACUCCAUAUCCCCAGCUCGAACAACCUCCAUCAAC
Neurospora crassa OR74A is the source of this 4872-nucleotide messenger RNA. RefSeq lists its product as hypothetical. Gene Ontology annotation, molecular function: metal ion transmembrane transporter activity; protein binding. Lineage: Eukaryota; Fungi; Ascomycota; Sordariomycetes; Sordariales; Sordariaceae. The transcript is spliced from 10 exons. Gene Ontology annotation, cellular component: membrane; cytoplasm; nucleus. Gene Ontology annotation, biological process: transmembrane transport; metal ion transport. The coding region runs from base 1306 to 4671 and encodes 1121 amino acids. The record is from RefSeq and is a predicted model, not a curated record.